Messenger RNA from Verticillium alfalfae VaMs.102, 657 nucleotides. RefSeq names its product AgPET8. The coding region runs from base 1 to 657 and encodes 218 amino acids. The record is from RefSeq and is a predicted model, not a curated record. NCBI's taxonomy places the organism in Eukaryota, Fungi, Ascomycota, Sordariomycetes, Glomerellales, Plectosphaerellaceae. The transcript has 3 exons. Gene Ontology annotation, cellular component: mitochondrial inner membrane. Gene Ontology annotation, molecular function: S-adenosyl-L-methionine transmembrane transporter activity.
AUGUAUGAGAUAUAUGCGGCCGGCGCUGCGGCGGCGUUCACGGUGGACUGCCUGAUCUACCCGCUUGAUACCCUCAAAACGAGAUACCAAAGCCAGGACUUUGUCAAGACGUAUGCAUCCUCGCCAGGCAGCCCAAAGCCGCAGCUGUAUCGCGGCCUUUACCAGGGCAUCGGCAGUGUCAUCCUCGCCACACUGCCGGCAGCAAUCGGGCGGAUCACACAAGUCGACAUCGCUCGAGGCAAUGCGGCAUGUCACAGGCUCGGGGGCGAGCAGACGUUUGUUCUCCGGUUACACGGCUCUUGUUGCGCGCAACUUGCCGUUUACGGCCCUCCAGUUUCCAUUUUCGAGUACAUGCGACAGCAAACCUGGGACAGUCGACACCCGGGGCAGGCACACGACUCGCACGGGCUGCUCGAGACGGCCGCAGUCAAUGGCGUGAGCGCUGGUUCGGCGGGAGGAUUUGCAGCCUGGAUCACGACGCCGAGCGACGUUGUCAAGACGCGAAUGAUGCUGACAGCGGGCGAUGACAAUAAUCCGUCGUGGAACAAAACGAACCGGGGAAGCAUAGCUGUCGCGCAGGACGUGUACCGCCGCCACGGCGUCAAGGGGGCUGUUCCGCGGCGGACUUUUGCGUGCGAGCUGGACAGCUCUGGGUAG